AUGGAUGGUGCUGACAGCAGUGAACCAAGCAUCCCGCCAAUGAAAAGAGUCAAGCGAGAAGAGCUCGCUGAACCUACCAAUCCAGACCCAUCUCUGGUAGUCCAUGUUCGAAACUUGAACCCAAGACUCUAUGCGGAGAAAGUCUCUAACCGAGGUCUCUGCGCAGUGGCUCAGUGCGAGUCGCUCCGAUACAAAUUGGUCGGUGGCUUGGCAGUUCGCCGUGCUUGCUACGGAGUGCUUCGCUUUAUUAUGGAGUCUCAGGCACAAGUUUGUGAGGUUAUUAUUUCUGGCAAGCUUCGCGGUCAGCGUGCUAAGGCCACGAAAUUCGUCGAUGGACUUAUGAUCCAUUCUGGACACCCAGUCACGGAAUACAUUCAGCAAGCCGUUCGACACGUGCAACUUCGUCAGGGAGUGAUUGGUAUCAAGGUCAAGAUUAUGCUGCCUCAUGAUCCUCGUGGCCCAAUGGGUCCGAAGACCGCUCUUCCUGAUCAUGUCCAAAUCCUGGAACCCAUGCCGAAAGUCAAUCCAACCGAGCCAAACUCCGAACACAAACUUGAGAAGAAGGACGUCAUCCUCAUUGUUCCCCCGCCAAUGCUGUUGAGAGCCAUGUCUGAUGGGCAGCAAAUGCAACAGCCGAACCAGCCAGGCGGACCAUCGCAUCUUAUCGCGGCUCUAAGUUCGCGGGGUGGAGGAGGACCACAACAACAACAGCAAGUGCAACCCGGCGCUGGGCCCAUCCGAGUUCAGCUCCAACAGCAAGGCCGUGCCCCGAUAGUUCCGUACCCGCAAGGGGCAGGAGGACAGCCGGCACCCCCGCAGAUGCGAACGGUGCAGGUGUAUCAGCCGUCGUCGAACGGUGUGUCGCAGCAGCGCAUUGUCCAUCAAAUUGCUCAACGUCCAGUGAUGGGACAGCCGGCUCAGAUGAUGCGAGUGAGUAGUGCGCCUCAGCCAACCAUGCAGAUUGUGCAUACAGGACCACCACCACCACAGCAAAUUCAUGUCUCUUCAUCCCCUAUCAUGGGCCCGCGGCCGCCACCUCCACAACCGCAACAGACUCGUGCCCAGCUUGCGCUACUUCCUGGUGGCCAACUUCCACCUCCUGGAACUAAUGUACAGCCGAUGCUAGCUCCACCCAGUUCUAAUGGCUCGAUCAUGGAUAGGACGCGCAUUGAUGAACUGGCCAGACAAACUAGUGCUAAUACAGUGUUAGACGAUGUUGUAAAGGAUAUGCUCUGUGACUACACCGACGAAUUUGUGAACGAGCUCGUAAGUCAUGUCUGCAAGCUGGUCAAACAUCGCGGUAAUCAUCGAAUCGAGGCUAGAGACGUGGAAUUCGUACUCGAUAUGGUGUACAAGAUGCCGUCAGCUCCGCGUGCUUCUGUCUAUGUAUUCGGCGCUCCGGCGCCAAUACGCCCAGACCGUAUCACUCCUCAGCCCACUGUGGCGCAUAAACAACGCAUGUUGCUGAUUAAGAAAGUGGUGAAGAAGCCUUAA
Messenger RNA from Cylicocyclus nassatus, 1494 nucleotides. The record is from the annotation of a GenBank genome assembly. NCBI's taxonomy places the organism in Eukaryota, Metazoa, Nematoda, Chromadorea, Rhabditida, Strongylidae.